AACCAUGACAACGAGAUCGCGGACUUCUGAAGUAUCGUUUAAAAUGCAUAGAUUUAUCGUUUUUGUAAGGAACUUUGAGGAAGAUAAGGAAAUUGUUUGAAAUAUCAUUAUUUCUAAAUGAAAACACCAAAAUUAAAACAUAAAAAAUCCCCUAAUGAAAUUGAACUUAAUGAUCAUUCUACAACAACCGAUCAAUUAUUUUUAAUUUUAUCAUUAGAUAUAGCUGAAAAAUUUUUCAAUCAUUUAAAUAAUGAUAAACAACUUAAAUUAGAAAUACAAAAUUAUUUAAAAGAAUCAAAUUUAUUAUUAAAAAGACCAAAUUUACCAUUUGAUUCUUUUAUAAAAAUUGAUUUAAUCAAUCAACAAAAUGAUUUAAUGAAUUCUAUAAUAAAUAAUGAUUUUAAUCAAUUAAAACUUAAAAUAUCAUUAUGGGAUUCAGCAUUAAUUAAUUAUUUUAUUGAAUGUAUUCAAUGGUCAACAACAAAAUGGAUUAAUGAAUUUUAUAAUUAUCAAAAUAAUAAAUUCAAUUCUAUUGAAUAUAAAAUUCAUCAUUCAAUGUUUCAAUCAUUAAUCAAUAUAAAUACUAUUAAUAAUAAUACUCAUAAUAAUAAUAAUAAUAAUAAUAUAAAUAUAGAAAAAUUAUUAUGUAUUAUUAUUAGUUUUACAAUGGCUUAUAUAUUAUUACGUCAUUUACAAUUAUGGCAAUUAGCAAAUAAACAUUUAUAUAAUAAUCAAAUUGAAAUAAAUCAAAAUAAUGAAAAUUUAAUGAAAACGAAUAAAACAACAUGUUUAAUAGGAUCAGUUCGUUUUUUUAAAUCAUUAUUUCAAUUAUCAUCUACGUUCAACCCAACUAAUAAUGAUAAUAAUAAUAAUAAUAACAAUAAUGAUGAAAUGAAUCUUAUACAAUUUGAAAAACAAUUUACCGGUUAUUUAUUUAAUCUUGAUGUAAUAGCGGCAAAAUUAUUAAUAGAAUAUUUUUCAAAACAUUUUUUAAAUAAACAUCAUUUAUUAGAGAAAGUAUUUGGACCAUAUACAGCAAUAAAUCAAAAAUUAAUAAAAAUUCCUUGUCCACUUUAUUUUGAUACAUUAUUGGAAACAUUUGAAACAUCAACAGAUUCCGUAUGGCCAGCUCCAUUAUCUGAAGCUAUUCCACUUAAAUUUAUUUCAAAAUAUUCUGAAUUAUUUCCUGAAAAAGUAACAAAAUGGUUAAAAAUUUAUAAACCAGAUAAUAUUCCGAAAGAAAUUCAACAGCAACAACAACAAAAACAGGAAGAGCAACAUGAGAAACAAAAUGAACAAUUUACAUUAUCAGAAAAAGAAAUUCAAAUAAAUGAAUUAAAACAAGAAGAAUUAGAUCCAAUGUUCAAAUAUCUUACUUUUAUUGAUACAUUAAAUUUAGAUGAAUUGAAUGCAAUCAUUGAAGUAAAUCCAAUAGAAUUAGAUAGCAUUAUACAAAAUUUACUGAUUGAAUUAUCUAUAAACUAUUCUAAUAAAGAUUAUUUCAAUAAAAUAAAACAAAAACAAAUUGAAUUAGGUAAACAAUUAAUUGAUAGAGCAAAAAUUAGAAUUAUGGAAUGGAAUGAUCAAAAUAAAUCAAAAUAAAAUGAGUAUUUAUACUAUUAGAGGAAUGAAUCUCCUUUUUUCUUCUUCUUCUUCUUCUUCUUCUUCUUCUUCUUGUUCAUAUAAUGUAUAGGUUAAUGUAUACAAAAAGAGACAGUAAUAAAUCUUUGUUUACCCUGGUAACAAUACUCCCCUUUUUAUUUAUUUAUUUAUUGCGUCAUUAUUCCAGGUUUUUCUGAAGUUUAAAUUACAUCAUAUAUAACUGACUGAUUUCAAUUCAUAUUUUUCUUUAUUACCAUUAAUCUAUUUUUAUGAGUUCUAUUCACUAAUUUAAUGUUCUGGAACUUUCCCUCUCAAACUUUAUUUAUUCGAGACAAACCUUUUUGAUCUCAUUAACUCUAUCGGAAUCUUUGCUACACCAUGAUACAUUUAUUCAUCCUUAAUCACCCUCUUAUGUAUAAGUAUGUCAAUAUCUGUUGAUUUCAAAAUCAUUUAGGUUGUAAGCAGUUGAUGAGAACUUCAAGAAAUAAAAGAAUUCAUAUUAUUCUGCAACAAUCUUUGUUCUUUCUCUCUUUAAGAUAAUGUAUUUUCAUUCUAUAGUAAAGAUGAUAUAUUGUGUUUUAAACUAUUCACUUUAAAUGAAUCCUAUAACAAAUAUGUUUAGAUUAAUGAUGAAUUAAAUUUAUUCAUAAUCAACUUUGUUGCUAAGUAUUAAUGAUGGAACCAAG
Molecule: messenger RNA, 2288 nt
Organism: Schistosoma margrebowiei
Lineage: Eukaryota; Metazoa; Platyhelminthes; Trematoda; Strigeidida; Schistosomatidae
Source: the annotation of a GenBank genome assembly